GUGCGUGGCCAACGCCCGUCGUAUAUAACCAGGACCAGUACACGGUACAAAGGACAAGGCUGAAAAGCAAACGAUCCAUCGAGCUCAUCGGCCAAGAAUCUAUAGCUAGCUAGCGCGUCCAGGUCUCGGCACAAGCAGGCGAUGGAGAGGAAGCCGACGAAGAAGCACGCGAGGAGCAGGAGCGGCGCGCUGGCGUCCUUCCUCAGGUCCACGGCCGCCUCCUUCUCCUCCUCCACGGCCACCACCUUCGGCUCCCGCCCCGCCGGCGGCGGCAAGGCGUCCUUCAACCACCGCAACGCCUUCUCCGGCCCCAUGGUCUCCAUCGUGCCGCCCGAGGCGCGCGGCGGCGGCGGCAGGAGGCGGGGCGGUAGUAAGCAGGGGGGCGGCAGCGGGUACCGGACGCCCGAGGCCUCGUCGCCCAAGGUGUCGUGCAUCGGCCAGAUCAAGCGGAGCAAGUCCAAGACCAGCAAGGCCAGGAAGGCGGCAAAGAACGUCGCCCCCGCGGCCGCCUGCGGGAUGGACGGCGGCGCCUGCCCCAUGCCGCCGCGGCCGCCGGUCCACAGCAGGCCAAAGAGGUCGCUCGUCAGGCGGAUGUUCUCCCGACGGAGCAGGUCGCGGCCUUCGUCCUCCUCCUCGUCCCACAAGUCGAGCGGCGCUGCCGAUCUUUUCAAGGGGAGGCCGGGGAGCAGCGCCGCCGUGGCCGCUGCGCCGGUGUCGGGGCCGGGGAUGGCAGGGCUGGGGCAGAUGAAGCGGUUCACCAGCGGGCGCGGCGCGUUCCAGGACUUCGACUGGAGGGAGGCGGAGAGGAGGGGCUCCGACGUCGACGUCGACGACGAUUACGUGGACGACGGGUUCGUGGCGUUCUCGGCGCCGCUGGUGCUGGGCGGCGGGGUGGUGGCGUCGGAGCCCAGGAAGGAGGUGAACCUGUGGCGGCGCCGCCCCAUGUCCCCUCCCACUCCUCUGGAGCUCCCCUGAGAGCGGACGCCGCAGCAGCUAGGACCUGCAUGGCUGCCACACAUGCAGGGCACGCCAAAUGUGUCGUCUGUUCUUUCAUUAGUUUGUGUACAGAAGCAGUAUACUUCUACGUGAUGCUCAUAAUACAAAGUAGUAGUGUCGAUUUUGAUUUUGUAAAUGUGUGAUGGUCGUGUAUUCCUGAAGGAAUUAAAGAAUUUUUUUUAAAUCA
Messenger RNA from Triticum urartu, 1183 nucleotides. RefSeq lists its product as uncharacterized. Lineage: Eukaryota; Viridiplantae; Streptophyta; Magnoliopsida; Poales; Poaceae. The record is from RefSeq and is a predicted model, not a curated record.